CCCCGUGCAGACCUUGUGUGUGCCCAGCACUGCAGUCUUCGCCGAAAUCAUCGCAUGAUCAAGCCACCCGAUUCGCUGCAUGCAGCUCAGCACUUGUCAGCAGUCGCAUUUCCGAAGUCCAAACGUUAUUCAUUCCGAAACAAGUCGAAAAUCUCAUUCCCCACAUUACAAGAAUGGUUGUACGUAAGUCCUUGCUCGAUGGAAACGAUACAUCAAAGUAAUUGAUUUGUAUUCCUUUCAUAAUUCUUCCUUUGAAGCUUGACCACAGAGAAUGGCUGGCUGUGCGGCGGCCUUCCUGUUCCUCAUUCUCAGUGCCAGCGAUUUGAUGGCAUCGCUAGCUCCCCGAGCGGAGGCGCAAGCCACUAAGCCCGGUGAUGGACAGGAAGAGCAAUCAUCGCUAGUCUUUGAUCGAACACAGCCGGGCCCUAGCUCUGAUAAGACCAGACUGCUGGUGUUCGCCCAGGAGACGAACAGCUCCGAGUGGCUGAUGAUCGAGGUCAAUUUGAACACGGGCAAAAGCCAUUCACUGUUGAAGACCCAGAGAGACGAGUCCAUCGCUCAGUGCGGCUUUGCCUUGACGAAUGAAUCGACGGUGGUCUUCUACAACGGUAUGGUUCUGGAAACCUGGAGUUUGAAGACGGGCAAGAUAACUGGCAGUGUCAAGAUAGAGGAGUCUGCAUUGCAAACGGUUGACUUCAAUCCAGGCAGUCAGCAGAUAGAGGGUGUGUGUCAGAUGUGGCUACCAGAGCAGAACAUGAGCGCAACGUGCUGGUGUGCCGUCCACGAGAGUAACAUUUCUGCCGUAUACCAAAUGCCGGUGGACUAUUUUGGCGAAUCGAGGUCGGCGUGUGUCAACUACAUCGACCAGUCCACAUCACUACUGUGGUACCCUGGUGCUGCGUACAACAACGUCAACAAGUUUUUUGCCGGCUUGGGGACGUCGUCCCAAUCUAGUGUGUAUGACUGGAAAUGGUUUGGAGCAAUCAAUGGAACAACUGCAUACGAUGUGUAUGCCUACGACGACAACCUGAAUCGUUCGUUUUCCAUCCAGAUCUCGCCGGAGAACACCACUUCGCAGCUGGUUGAAGUCUUCCACGGAAUCGAGCCCUACGCUAAGGACAACCCCCAACCGAAGGUGCUGCACGUGUUUCCCGACAACUUUGGAUUGUCUGCGGCAGGUUCAGCAGCCUAUGAUCAGUCGCUCCAUACAAUGUAUGCCAUAAUGGAACGACACACGGGAGCAAUGAGUGAUGCGGCAGUCAAUGACCGGGCUGGUAAUCACAAUCAUGUGCGCUUCUCAGCCCAGUAUCUGGUUAAGAUCGAUGUGGUCACACUGAAGGUAACACUGCAGGAGAUCACGUGGCCGCAGUCUGCGCACGGAUUCAGCGUGGCCAGCGUGCGACUCAGGACUCAGAGCAAUGUAGAUCCACGAAAUGAUUGAUGACAGGAGAGGCUUCGCUUUCCAAUCAUGCGCCAUAUUGCAAAGCACACAUGAAGUGCUGGACUUCAGCUGAGAUGAUAACAAAAAAUUAAUAUGGUAGUUAAUUUCACUGGUUCUCCGACAGGCCAUAGCAUCAUGUUCCCUGGUGUGUCGAUAUUUCCUUGGACUUGUUCAUUAUAGUUUACAAGUGUAGUCCAGUUGAACUCUCUUUUCACUUGAACAUGCAACUGUUGAGUUGCCUGAAUGGCCUUUUAUCUGACGUCUGAGCAAGCCCCACGUCCGUUCGAAAUGGAAAUGUACGUUCACUUGAUGGAUUCACGGUUCUUUUGAUGAACGCCAGGCCAAUGAUUGCAGGGCAGAGCCACGGCAAAUGGAGCUGACCAGUGCUUGCCAGUGUAAUUCACUGCUCAUAAUUAUGAAGUGAAUGAUCCCAUUGGCAUUGCUAUUUGCGACCAUAGCACUAAGAAGACCAAAGAGCUGUGUUCUUGCAUGCUGCCUUGCGGGCAGGCCAGGCCGGGGCUGAGAUGGACUUGAUCAAUGUGGCACUGUACAAAUCAUUUAGGUCUUGAAAGGACACUCCCCCAGGGAAACUCAACUAACAGUUAGUUCCGAGUGUAUGUCACUGAGUGGAGGGUUUGACCUUCACGUGCACAAGUGGAAAUAAGGAAUUUUGCACAGCUGGCACGAGCUUUGGCUCCGCUUCUCUUUGCUCUGAGAUACAGUAACACGUUCAGAAGCAGCAUAAUCUUGUCUUUUCUGUACUGAUGCUGCACAAAGUACCCCCUGGAUGUAACAUACAUUAUUGUUUUUA
Sycon ciliatum is the source of this 2252-nucleotide messenger RNA. RefSeq lists its product as uncharacterized. Bases 272 to 1441 code for a protein of 389 amino acids. The record is from RefSeq and is a predicted model, not a curated record. The transcript has 2 exons. Lineage: Eukaryota; Metazoa; Porifera; Calcarea; Leucosolenida; Sycettidae.